Molecule: messenger RNA, 273 nt
Organism: Meloidogyne enterolobii
Lineage: Eukaryota; Metazoa; Nematoda; Chromadorea; Rhabditida; Meloidogynidae
Source: the annotation of a GenBank genome assembly
AUGAAAAAUAAUGCUGAAGGAUCAGAAUUUAUCAAAACUUACGAAAAUUUUCUUGUCUUUUCCUGUAUUACUGAAGAGGAGGAAGGACAAGUUAAUCAUUGCGGAUUUUUGGAGAAUUUGGAUAAAAUAAAUGAACAAAUAGAGAAAGUUAAUCAAAUAGAAAUAUAUCAUAUGGGCUUAAAAACGGAAGACUGUCCUACAGAACUUCCAAAAAUUAAUAAUGCGGAUGUACAACAAUUUCAUGUUGAAGAAGAGGAACAAUCAGAAAGGUGA